Xiphophorus couchianus (Monterrey platyfish) is the source of this 1436-nucleotide messenger RNA. Its product is annotated as granzyme K-like. Lineage: Eukaryota; Metazoa; Chordata; Actinopteri; Cyprinodontiformes; Poeciliidae. The transcript has 5 exons. Gene Ontology annotation, biological process: proteolysis. The coding region runs from base 321 to 1094 and encodes 257 amino acids. The record is from RefSeq and is a predicted model, not a curated record. Gene Ontology annotation, molecular function: serine-type endopeptidase activity.
CUAGAGGUCAUAACUCACUGCAUGAAAUUUGAAUAUUGAGGUCUCCUCUAAAGUCUCAUGACUGUGUUCUCACCUGUUUGUAUUCUGAGCUGCAUGUUGAGGAAAUAAAAAUAAAAACCUUGCACCUCACAGCUUCUGAAGGGCUUUGGUUCUGACCUUGUGUUACCACAGACUUUAGCUUACCGGAUCACUACGUGUGUUUUGCUUAAUAAUGCAUUUCCAUGGUCAGACCACAUCCUUUGAGAAACACAUAUAAAGGGUCAGGGUCAGCAUCCUGAGGGGCGCAUUCAUCUCCAGAUCAAAGACUGACAUAAGACAAAAUGUUCUCUCUGAGGGGUAUCAUUGCCCUUUUCCUUAUGAUCAACUCAUGUCACAGUUCUGAAAUUAUCAAUGGGAAAGAAGUGGAGCCCCACUCGUUGCCCUACAUGGCUUUGCUGGAGACAAGCGAACCAGUCUGUGGAGGAAUAUUAAUUGAUCCAAACUGGGUUCUGACUGCUGCACACUGUGAGGGUAUUAAGACUGUGUUGCUGGGGGUGCACUCCAUUAAGGAGAAGAAGAAUGAACAGCAGUACAGGCAGAUUCUUAAGGUAUCAAGAAGUGUUCCUCAUCCUUGCUAUGAUAGCAAGGAAAAAAACAACGAUCUCAUGUUGCUCAAGCUGGACAAGGCAGUGAAGCAAACCAAAUGGGUGAGCACUUUCAAACUGAGUGAAGCUGUCAAAGAGCCAGCAGCCGGUUCAGUCUGUAAGGUGGCUGGAUGGGGACAAACCAAAAAAGAUGGAGCUACCUUGUCAGAUGUUUUGAUGUCAGCCAAUGUGACAGUGAUCGACAGAAUGAAAUGCAACUCAAAAAAAUAUUACCAACUUCAUCCAUAUAUAACUAAGAACAUGAUAUGUGCUGGAGCCAGUGGUAAAAUCAAAGGUGACACUUGUAUGGGAGAUUCAGGAGGGCCAAUACUGUGCAAUGGAGCUGUAGUCGGUGUUGCAUCUUUUGGUUACAAGUGUGGAAUCAAAAACAAACCUGGAGUGUACGCUUUCCUUACCGAAGAUCACCUUAAGUGGAUCAAAAAGACAAUGAAGACACCCGCAAAUGAAUAAAGCUUGCUCUUGAGUUGCUGUUUUACUCUUUCAGUUAUUGUUUUGCUGUCUGUCGUAAUUCAGCCUGCGUUAUGUUAGCAAAAACCUUAUGUACAAACACCAAAUGAACAAAUAAAAUGCUGAGUUUUUAUUUCUCACAGCAAGGCUUGAGCUAUUUCUGAAAACCACUUUAAACAAAUAAAGAGUAAAAUAUUUAUUUGCUUGCGCUGUACUAUCGGAUUAGCUAAUAUCUGAAUCAAUCCUUUUCUGCAGCAAAAAACGUAACUUUUUUUUUUUUUUACAAUUUCUGUUUAAGGAAGACGUGUACCCAAGUUUGUUUUCAAGUAAAUAGUUGAAGUAUCU